AUGAAGUCCCACGUCUGCCACUGGCCCGACUGCGGCAAGAGUUUCACGCGUGCUGAACAUCUGCGACGCCAUGCUCUGAACCACGAGCAAGCCCGCCAGGGCUACGUCUGCGAGCGAUGCUCGGUGCAUUUUCAUCGCCCGGAUCUUCUCAGUCGCCAUCUCCUACGCCAUGCCAAGCGGGAUGAAGAAGCUGGAGGACCAGGGCUGGGAGUGCUGGAGACGCGCAAGAGGACGCGCCGGGCUGAUAAUGGUAAUAUCGUUGUCCGCCCGCCGAAACGACAGUCUCGGGGCAGCGCUCUUAGAAACCAUAUGCCCGAGUGCUCUGCUUCGGAGUCAGUCGCUUCGAUGGAGCUGUCAUCGGCCUCCUCGUGUGCAUUGUCUGUUACCAGCUCUCACGAGUCGGACCCAAUCCCCGGGGCGCCCGUAUCACCGCCUCGCUCGACGAGUGAUCCGACGACGCUGUCCUUGGAAGAUACAGAUCCGCUGCUAGCGCCCAUGCUUCCCAAUGGACCCUUCGAGCCGUACGUUGAGCCUAUACCGGGACAGUUCGAUGCAGCCGAUGGAUCUUGGAGCUUUGACCAAGGAUCGAUCGAGGAUUUCUUCAACCUCGAUACAGCGACCGAUUUUAACAUGCCGUUUGCCGCGACGAACAACUACAACUGGCUGUUUGACGUGGCUUCUCUGAACGACGCUUUCCCUCCCCUCGAUAUACCGUUAGAACCAGACUUGCUGGCCUGGACCGUUCCAGACCCCGAUCCAUCUGCCGUUCUGCUGCAGGCAGCCUCGUUUGUCGAGCGCAGCCCGGAUACCUCCCUUGACUGGCUGUGUGGACUGGACACAACCACAGACAACCCUCCAGCACCUCAGCUCCCAUGUCUCUCAGAUGAGGCUCGUCAAGGUCUACUCGACUUGGUGGCUCGUAAUCCACCGUCGGGAUUGGAUGGCAAACCCACGCCCCUCGACUCGGCCCUGCUCUCUCUGUCAGCGCUCCAGCAGUACUGCGAUCUCUUCUUCACGCGGUUCAAUGCGACCUAUCCACUGAUCCACGCGCCCACCUUCGAUCCCAACACAGUUGACCCCAUUCUCCUGGGCGCGAUCCUCUCGAUGGGUGCCACCUACAGCAGCCGCGAGGCUCACCAGCUGGCCGUGGGGAUCCAUGAUUUCUUGCGACCGCAGCUCUUCUGCCAUCUCGAUUUCUCACCACAACCGCCCUUAUGGACUCUGCAAGCGAUGUUGUUGAUCGACUGCUUCGGCAAAAUGCGGGCAGGCCCCAGGCAACGCGAACGAGCGCAGCUCUUCCACUGCGUGCUGAUUAAGCUCAUUCGGCGCAGCACCUGUUGCACGAUCCGCUCGACCGCGUCCCCCGCGUUAUCCGACGAGGACCUCGCGAACAGCUGGCACCAAGCCAUGGAGGCGGAGCAGCGGAAGCGACUAGCCAUGCACUGCUUCAUGUGGGAUGUGCAGCAUGCGGUUCUCUUCUCGCAAUCACUUUGCAUGUCCGCUUUCGAGAUCCGUGCCGCUUUACCCUGCGCGUCGGCGCUCUGGAACGCUCCGACCGCAGACGCCUGGGCUAGAAGCUUUGCCUCGAGCCCCGAAUCCGAGCCCCUGUUUCUGACCGUCUUGAAAGGCUAUAUCACGCCCGCCGCGGUUCCGCGACCGCGACAAUUGAACCCGCUCGCGCGACUGGUGGUUCUGCACGGCCUGAUGUCCGUGUCGGCGGAUCUCAAACGUCGGGAUCAAACGACCCUGCGCGGCGAGGAUCCGGAUCGCGUGGGAAGCUGGACCCGUCGCAUGGGCCGUUCGUACGAGUUAUGGAAGGCAGAUUUUGAUGCGCACGGGCUGGCGAUGAAGCUGGGCGAGAGUCAACUCGGGUCGUCGGACAGCGCGGGAGUCUUCCACAGCGCGGCGCUGGUGCUGUAUCGCGCAGCGCAACUAGCGCUUCAGGCGGAAGUGCUGGAUCUCCAGAUCGGCGCGGGCGCGACUAGUAUUCUUGGUCGGACGGUCACGCAGACUGAUCGCGACCGGUCGGCUCGGGCGUUGAGCCACUGGGUGCGCUCGGAGUCUGCGAUGCAAGCGGCGAAACAGGCGGCGUGGAUGGUUCGGGAGGCUGUUUCCGGCCGUCAGGGCAAUUGGGAGGCCAUGGACGCGUUCCACUUCCCGUGGUGUUUGUACCUAGGAACUUUGGCCUGUUGGGCUGUGCAUGGAGGAGGAGUGCACGAAUUUGGAGGGCAGCGGGUGAGUCUCGAUCUGGCAAGUCUGCUCGUGUCUUUGACCGGAGAGCGAGUCAACGAGGGGCCCCGAUAUAAGUAUGAUAUGCGUGGGUUGAUUCGGUCAAUGGCACAGCAAUUGGCCACAGUUCGCUGGACGGUGGUGCAUGAGGCGAUGAAGGUGCUGACAGGGUUGGUGGAGGGAUAG
Messenger RNA from Aspergillus aculeatus ATCC 16872, 2415 nucleotides. RefSeq names its product C2H2 finger domain transcription factor. Gene Ontology annotation, molecular function: DNA-binding transcription factor activity, RNA polymerase II-specific; zinc ion binding; RNA polymerase II cis-regulatory region sequence-specific DNA binding. The record is from RefSeq and is a predicted model, not a curated record. Gene Ontology annotation, biological process: DNA-templated transcription; regulation of transcription by RNA polymerase II. The transcript has 2 exons. Gene Ontology annotation, cellular component: chromatin. Bases 1 to 2415 code for a protein of 804 amino acids. Lineage: Eukaryota; Fungi; Ascomycota; Eurotiomycetes; Eurotiales; Aspergillaceae.